AUGGGAACUCAAACCCCUGCUGUUAAGUUUGCCAUAUUUGUUGCAGUUUUAGCUUUCACAGCCUCAUUUUCCUUGGUUGGAUCAGCCAGUUUGAGCAUUGAAACAGACAAACAGGCAUUGAUUUCAAUAAAGUCUGGAUUUACUAAUCUGCAGCCGUCAAAUCCUGUCUCUUCUUGGGAUAAUUCAAACUCUUCCCCCUGCAACUGGACUCGUGUCAGCUGCAACAAAGAUGGCAACAGAGUUGUUGCCCUUGAUCUUUCAGGCUUGCAACUUUCAGGCUCCUUAGACCCUCAUAUUGGCAACCUCACUUUCCUCCAUUCCCUUGAGCUUCAAAACAACCUCUUAACAGGACCUAUUCCACAUCAAAUUUCUAACCUUUUUCGCAUCAAUCUCCUCAACAUGAGCUUCAACGCCCUUCAAGGUGGAUUCCCCUCCAACAUCAGUGCCAUGGCUGCACUCGAGACCCUCGACUUAACCUCCAAUAACAUAGUAUCCACUCUUCCUCCUGAGCUCAGUCUCUUAACCAACCUCAAAGUCUUGAAUCUGGCACGAAAUCAUCUUUUUGGCGAAAUCCCACCUUCAUUUGGCAAUCUUUCUUCUCUUGUCACCAUAAAUUUUGGUACGAAUUCUCUUACUGGUCCAAUUCCAACCGAGCUGAGUCGUCUUCAAAAUCUCAAGGAUCUCAUCAUCACCAUUAAUAAUCUCACCGGCACUGUUCCCCCUCCCAUAUUCAACAUGUCUUCUUUAGUCACUCUGGCCUUGGCUUCCAACAGACUAUGGGGAACAUUUCCGAGGGAUGUCGGCCAUACGCUCCCCAAUCUUUUAGUUUUCAAUUUCUGUUUCAAUGAAUUUACAGGAACAAUUCCUCCUUCCUUGCAUAAUAUCACUAAUAUUCAAGUCAUCCGUUUUGCCUACAAUUUUCUUGAAGGGACAGUCCCACCAGGUUUGGAGAAUCUUCACAACCUUACUAUGUAUAAUAUUGGGUACAAUAACCUCACCUCCGGCAAUGAUGGGAUUAAUUUCAUCACUUCCUUGACAAAAAGUCCCCACCUUUCGUUUCUUGCCAUUGAUGGCAACAAUUUUGAAGGUCAAAUUCCAGACUCCAUUGGGAAUCUUUCUAAAUCACUUUCCAUAUUGUUCAUGGGAGACAAUCGUCUCUCUGGGAGUAUACCUCCCACGAUUGGGAAUUUAAAUGGUUUGGCUUUGCUGAAUUUCAGCUACAAUUCAUUAUCAGGCGAAAUCCCAUAUGAGAUUGGCCAAUUGGAGAACCUCCAAAGCCUUGUUUUGGCCAAAAAUCGGUUCUCAGGUUGGAUUCCAAGCUCCUUGGGAAAUCUUCAAAAGUUGAACAAUCUUGAUUUAUCUGGAAAUGAGUUAAUUGGUGGCAUUCCCACCUCUUUCAGAAACUUCCAGAAGCUUCUCGCGAUGGAUUUAUCCAACAAUAAGCUAAAUGGAAGCAUACCCAAAGAAGCCCUCAAUCUCCCUGCUACUACUAAAUUGAACAUGUCCAACAAUCUCCUUAGUGGUCCUCUGCCGGAGGAAAUUGGGUCCCUUUCAAAACUCUUUCAGAUUGAUCUCUCCAACAAUCUCAUAUCUGGAGAGAUUCCGUCGUCGAUCAAAGGUUGGGGGAGCAUAGAGGAAUUGUUUAUGGCGAGAAAUAAGUUAUCAGGCCACAUCCCCAGUAGUCUUGGAGAUCUUAGAGCCAUCAAAGUUAUUGACCUCUCUUCAAAUAAUCUCUCUGGUCCCAUCCCUGAUAAUCUUCAAUAUCUAUUAGCUCUUCAGUACCUGAAUCUCUCUUUUAAUGACCUUGAGGGAGAAGUUCCUCAAGGGGGAAUCUUUAAGAACAGGGCCAAUGUCAGUUUACAAGGAAACUCAAAACUUUGCUUGUAUUCCUCAUGUCCAGGGAGCGAUUCUAAACAUGACAGAGUAGUCAAAGUUAUAAUCUUCACAGUUGCAUUUUCAACAUUGGCACUGAGCUUUAUCAUUGGUACGCUGAUCCAUUUCAUGAGGAAGAAGUCAAAGACUGCACCAUCCACGGAGUUUGUCAAGGGUCAACAUGAAAUGGUGUCUUACGAUGAGCUGCGUUUGGCAACAGAGAAUUUCAGCGAGCAACACUUGAUUGGAAAAGGGAGCUUUGGGUCUGUGUAUAAGGGCAUUUUAAAGCAAGAUGUCCCCGUGGCUAUUAAGGUUCUUGACAUUAACAGGACUGGCUCUAUAAGGAGCUUUAAGGCUGAGUGUGAAGCUUUGCGGAAUGUGAGACAUCGAAAUCUCGUUAAACUCAUCACCACCUGCUCUAGCGUAGACUUCUCAAACAUGGAAUUUCGAGCUUUGAUUUAUGAACUUUUGAGCAAUGGAAGCCUGGAUGAGUGGGUUCAUGGCCAAAGGAGCCAUGAACGUGGAAUUGGGCUCAAUGUCCUUGAGCGAGUAAACAUUGCCAUCGAUGUUGGUUCAGCAAUAAACUACUUGCACCACGAUUGUGAACUUCCUAUAGUUCACUGUGAUUUAAAGCCUAGCAACAUCCUUCUAGAUGCAGACAUGACAGCAAAGGUAGGAGAUUUUGGAUUGGCUCGGUUGCUGAUGGAAAGUGCAAACACUAAAUCUUCCAUCACUUCCACACACGUCCUAAAAGGUUCAAUUGGUUAUCUUCCUCCAGAGUACGGGUAUGGAGUGAAGCCAACAACAGCCGGAGAUGUGUACAGUUUUGGAGUAACACUGCUGGAGCUGUUUACAGGAAAGAGGCCAACAGAUGAAUAUUUCACAGGAGAAUUGAAUUUGAUAAAAUGGGUGGAUUCAUGUUUCCCCGAACACAUAAUGGAAGUGAUUGAUGAUGAGCUGACAGAAGUGAGUGUGGAUUUGGAGUACGAAGGUAGAACCAUCAGUUCAGAAAUGCAAAAAGAUUGUUUGAUCAAAGUAAUUGGAGUAGCACUGUCGUGCACAGUGAAUACUCCAGUGAACCGCAUUGACAUCCACGAUGCUGUGUCAAAGCUUAAAAGUGCCAAACACAGCCUUACUCGUCCUCCAAAAUGA
Cucurbita pepo subsp. pepo (vegetable marrow) is the source of this 3024-nucleotide messenger RNA. RefSeq lists its product as uncharacterized. Gene Ontology annotation, molecular function: ATP binding; protein binding; protein kinase activity. Gene Ontology annotation, biological process: protein phosphorylation. The record is from RefSeq and is a predicted model, not a curated record. NCBI's taxonomy places the organism in Eukaryota, Viridiplantae, Streptophyta, Magnoliopsida, Cucurbitales, Cucurbitaceae.